Molecule: messenger RNA, 3541 nt
Organism: Rhododendron vialii
Lineage: Eukaryota; Viridiplantae; Streptophyta; Magnoliopsida; Ericales; Ericaceae
Product: cation-chloride cotransporter 1
Exons: 13
Coding region: 219-3176 (985 amino acids)
Biological process (GO): transmembrane transport; monoatomic ion transport
Cellular component (GO): membrane
Molecular function (GO): chloride:monoatomic cation symporter activity
Source: RefSeq, a predicted model, not a curated record
CCCCUCUCUCUCUCUCUCCCUCCCUCCCUCUCUCUCUCUCUCUCUCUCUCUCUCUCUGCCCAAAAUCCUCCCCCCCUGUCUCUCUCUAUAUAAAAAUACUACACAAAACAGGAGUAUCUCGCAUUUCAAAUCUUGGUCUUCUGAGAUCUCUCAACCAGCAAUCUCCGGACUCAAAUUUGGAUCUAUAGAUCCGAUUAAGGUUUUCAGCAAAGAAAGAAAUGGAUAAUGGGGAGAUUGAGGGUUCAGACGACAACGAAUUCGCGUCGUCGUCGUCGUCUAAAGGCGUUGGUCUCGGAGUAGGAAGGAAGUACCGUCCGGUCGUUGCUCACGACACCGAUCGCGCCGUCCUCGAGAUGUCCUCUCUCGAUCCAUCUUCUUUCCCUAAGAAAAUUAAAGUAAGCACGCAGCCAAACUUGGGUUCUGAUUCAACCGAAAGGUCGUUGCCAACUCAUGUUGGAGCCAAUGGUUCUCAGAGGGAAUCUAAAUUGGAAUUGUUUGGGUUUGAUUCACUUGUGAAUAUUUUAGGCCUUAAGAGUAUGACAGGGGAGCAGAUUCCAGCGCCUUCUAGUCCCAGAGAUGGUGAGGAUGUUUCUACAACUCUUGAGCGUCCAAAGAUUACUGGUGUCAAAUCAGGGACAAUGAUGGGGGUGUUUGUUCCAUGCUUGCAAAACAUUUUGGGAAUCAUCUACUACAUUCGAUUUUCCUGGAUUGUUGGAAUGGGGGGGAUCGGUGAAUCAUUAUUGCUAGUCGCCUUUUGUGGUGCCUGUACUUUUCUGACUUCAAUUUCAUUGAGUGCCAUUGCAACAAAUGGUGCAAUGAAGGGUGGGGGACCUUAUUAUCUCAUUGGUCGAGCCUUGGGUCCGGAGGUUGGAGUCAGCAUAGGGUUAUGUUUUUUUCUUGGGAAUGCAGUAGCUGGAGCUCUUUAUGUGUUGGGAGCUGUAGAGACUUUUCUAAAAGCUGUGCCAAGUGCUGGGAUUUUCAGAGAAACUUUAACAAACGUUAAUGCCACGGGAGUUGCAGAGCCUAUCCCAAGCCCAAGUUUACAUGAUCUGCAAGUUUAUGGGAUUGUUGUGACAAUCAUUAUAUGCUUUAUUGUGUUUGGUGGCGUGAAGAUGAUAAAUCGGGUUGCACCUGCCUUUCUUAUACCCGUUUUACUCUCUAUCUUCUGCAUUUUUAUUGGUAUUGCUGCAGCAAAGAAGGAUCAUCCCGCAUCUGGAAUCACAGGCUUGAGUUUGCAAACUUUCAAAGAUAACUGGAGUUCAGAUUAUCAAAGGACAAACAGUGCUGGAAUUCCUGAUCCUGCAGGAAAAACAGAUUGGAAUUAUAAUGCCUUGGUUGGUCUCUUUUUUCCUGCUGUGACGGGCAUUAUGGCAGGUUCUAAUCGAUCUGCCUCUCUGAAAGAUACUCAGCGUUCUAUACCUAUUGGAACACUGGCUGCAACUCUCACUACUUCUGGGUUAUAUAUAGUUUCUGUUUUGUUAUUUGGAGCUCUAGCAACCAGAGAGAAGCUUUUAACAGACAGGCUACUAACAGCUACAGUCGCAUGGCCUUUCCCAUUAAUUGUGUACGUUGGAAUUAUUCUUUCAACACUUGGUGCUGCACUUCAGAGCAUGACAGGGGCCCCGCGUCUGCUUGCAGCAAUAGCCAAUGAUGACAUCCUCCCUGUUCUCAACUACUUCAAGGUUGCCGAUGGGAGUGAACCUCAUAUUGCCACGCUCUUUACUGCCUUCAUCUGCAUUGGGUGUGUCAUAAUUGGGAAUUUAGAUCUUAUCACACCGACCGUAACUAUGUUUUUCCUUCUCUGUUAUACCGGUGUGAAUUUGUCUUGCUUCCUUCUAGAUCUUUUAGAUGCUCCCAGCUGGCGUCCUCGGUGGAAAUUUCACCACUGGAGCCUUUCUCUUAUUGGGGCAUCACUUUGUAUAGUGAUUAUGUUCUUGAUUUCAUGGUCUUUCACUGUGGUCUCUCUAGCCCUAGCUAGUCUAAUAUACUAUUACGUAAGCAUUAAGGGAAAAGCUGGAGACUGGGGUGAUGGUUUCAAAAGUGCAUAUUUUCAACUAGCACUGCGUAGUCUGCGAUCAUUAGGAGCAAACCAAGUCCACCCAAAAAAUUGGUACCCUAUUCCCCUCGUAUUCUGCCGCCCCUGGGGCAAGCUACCAGAGAAUGUACCAUGCCAUCCCAAGCUCGCCGACUUUGCCAACUGCAUGAAGAAAAAAGGCCGCGGAAUGUCCAUCUUCGUUUCGAUACUCGACGGAGAUUACUAUGAAUGUGCCGAAGAUGCCAAGGCUGCAUGCAAGCAGCUUAGUACAUAUAUCGACUACAAACGGUGUGAAGGUGUAGCAGAGAUUGUCGUGGCCCCCAAUAUGUCUGACGGAUUCCGCGGAAUCGUCCAAACUAUGGGCCUCGGAAAUCUCAAGCCGAAUAUCGUGGUGAUGCGGUACCCCGAAAUUUGGCGUCGCGAAAACCUAAUCGAAAUCCCCGCCACCUUUGUAGGGAUAAUAAACGACUGCAUUGUUGCUAACAAGGCAGUUGUUAUCGUCAAGGGACUCGACGAGUGGCCGAAUGAGUAUCAGAGACAGUACGGAACCAUUGAUUUGUAUUGGAUAGUGAGGGACGGAGGUCUAAUGCUUUUGCUCUCCCAACUCCUUCUUACUAAGGAGAGCUUUGAGAGUUGUAAGAUUCAAGUUUUUUGCAUUGCCGAGGAGGAUUCCGACGCGGAGGAGCUAAAGGCUGACGUCAAGAAGUUCCUUUACGAUCUUAGGAUGCAGGCUGAAGUGUUUGUUGUAUCGAUGAAGACGUGGGAUGUCCAUGUGGAGGGUGGGCCCCAACAGGACGAAUCAGUGGAGGCGUUCACUGGGGCCCAGCGGCGAAUCUCUAGUUACUUGUUAGGGAUGAAGGAGAAAGCAGAGAGAGAAAAGACGCCUCUGAUGGCCGAUGGGAAGGCAGUAGUUGUCAACGAGCAACAGGUGGAGAAAUUCCUGUACACCACCUUGAAGCUGAACUCGACGAUAUUAAGGUACUCAAGAAUGGCGGCGGUUGUGCUUGUGAGUCUACCGCCUCCUCCUGUAAACCACCCUGCGUAUUUUUACAUGGAGUACAUGGAUUUGUUGGUGGAAAAUGUGCCUAGGCUUUUAAUGGUUCGAGGGUAUCGGAGAGAUGUCGUCACCUUGUUCACAUAGUUGCUCGCUAGAUUGAUUUCGUCAUCAUCAGACGGUAAUUUUGGCUAAUUUUUCUAAUGCUUUUCUUGUUCAUAUGUCCUCUUUUAAUGGUUGUAUUUUAAAUUUUUGAUUCAUUCUUUCGUCAAGAUGUUACAGUGAAUGGGUUGUUGGAAAUUUUGAAAAAAUUUAACGAGUCUUUUGGGUCGUACAUUUUUUAGGUUAAAUUUUCCAUUGCUAGGUUGAUUCCAAUUUCUUUUUUUUUCAAAGUUGUAUUUGUUGGAGAACAAGGGGUACUCGAGAACUUGAUGGAUUAUGAUAGAGUCUUCUACAGUUAUUUUCUAACGAAAAAUAUAGAAAUAAAUUAAGCUUAUAUAGUUAUUGGGACA